AUGGUUCUCCUUCAGCUAUUAUGCGGUCUCUUGCUUGCUUUCAGCCUGUAUGGAGGUGCUCGGAGUGCAACACACAUACCCAGGCAAUCCCCUCUUCAAGAUGUCGUGACAUGGGAUCAAUAUUCUUUCAAGAUCAAUGGGACUAGAUUGGCGCUAUGGGGCGGAGAGAUGCAUCCGUACAGACUUCCGGUACCAAGUCUAUAUCUUGACAUCCUUCAAAAAAUCAAGGCUACCGGUUUCAAUACCGUUUCAAUCUAUAUAUUCUGGGGAAUUAUGGAAGCGAAACGAGGAGAGGUAUCAUUCGAAGGCUUCCGUGACCUACAACCGUUCUUCGACGCAGCAAAGAAAGCAGGUCUCUACGUUAUUACACGACCUGGCCCAUAUAUUAACGCAGAGACGACGGGUGGAGGCUUUCCUGGGUGGGGCACGUAUACGCCCGGAUUAUGGCGUACCUCGAAUGCUACCUAUGUCGAAGCCUAUCAGAACUACAUCAGAUCAGUCGGAGAAAAAAUAGCCGCGAACGAAAUCACUAAAGGCGGACCUGUUAUCCUUUUUCAAGCUGAAAACGAGUACACUGGCUGGCAAGAACCUUACACGGAGGAUUUUGAAUAUGAGAACAGGUUGUUGAAGGAUAUACGCGCUAGUGGAGUCACGAUUCCUAUCACCACUAACGAUGCAUUCCCCGGAGGACAUUUCGUUGGUGUCGAUGUCUAUGGUUACGAUUCAUACCCCAACGGUUUUGACUGUGCGCACCCAUACACUUGGGCACCAGAUGCUGUCCCAGAAUGGCUCUGGGGUGCUCGCAUCGCCAUAAAUCCCGAAGACCCGAAUGCAAUGUUUGAAAACCAAGGAGGGGCCAUCGACGGCUGGGGUGGCGCAGGCGGUGCCAAUUGUGCUAUAUUGACGGGGCCUGACUUUGAAAGAGUCUUCUACAAAAAUCAAUUCGCGAUGUCGACUACCGUGUGGUCGAUCUAUAUGUUGUACGGUGGUACUAAUUGGGGAGGAAUUGCAUUCCCGGGCUCCUACACUUCAUACGACUACGGAGCAUCCAUUGCGGAGGACCGGACACUCAGAGAAAAGUAUUACGAGAUCAAGCUACAAGCAAACUUUGGUCGGGUAUCUCCUGCAUACUUAACCACACGCCCUCAAAACAUCGGUGCAUCUCAAGGUUCUUUCACCGGGAACCAAGCCCUGAAGACAACGCAGGUGUUGGAUGUUGUUGGGAACAAGACUGGUUUUUAUGUCGUCCGACAGACCGAUGCGUCUACUCAUGACACACAGGCAUAUAAAUUAACUGUGCCUACAAGUCUAGGAACAUUAACGAUUCCGGCGAUUGGAGGGUCCUUGGCUCUUCACGGACGGGAUUCUAAAAUUCAUGUAGUGGAUUAUUCAGCUGGCUCGACGCAUCUACUGUACUCUAGUGCCGAGAUAUUUACUUGGGCGACGAUUGACGGGAAGGAUGUGAUCGUGUUGUACGGGAACUCGGGCGAGGUCCACGAAACAGCCUUCACAUUUAAAGACACCACUGUUCCGACUGCGAAGGUUGUCUCUGGUCGUGGUUCUAUUCAACAGAAAACGCUUUCCUCGACGUCCCUUGCGAUCCAAUUCACAACCAGCGGUCAAACAGUAGUCCAGGUCGGCGACAAGACCACGCUCUACAUUUUGGAUCGAGAAAAUGCAUACCAGUUUUGGGUUCCUCCUUCUCCAAGCAACUUUGCCCAUGUUACUGCCCCGCGUGAACCCAUCAUCAUCAAAGGUGGUUACCUUUUGCGAUCUGCGACAACCUCGGAGGGCCGGCUUGCCAUCAUCGGAGAUCUGAACGCUACGACGUCCCUGGAAAUUAUCGCCCCUCAAGCGUUGACAAAAACCGGAGUCACUUUCAAUGGCAAACCAGUGUCGGAGCUCAAGAAAACCAACUAUGGGUCUCUCGUAGGAAGAGUCUCUGCUGUGCUUCCGGACGUGAAACUACCGGAUCUAAAGUCCCUGACUUGGAAAACCGCCGAUAGUCUCCCUGAAAUCAAGAAAGACUAUUUCGAUGAUCUAUGGACUAUAGCGAACCAUACGGAGACUGUCAAUCCCACGACACCUAAAACACCUGUUGUCCUGUAUGCCAGUGACUAUGGCUACCACACUGGCAACAUUCUUUGGCGAGCGCACUUCAACGCCACUGGGAAAGAGACAGGAUUCAAACUCGACGUCUGGGGUGGAACUGCAUUUGGAUAUUCGAUUUGGUUGGAUGAAAUCUUUGUGGGAUCGUUCGCUGGAGAUUGGGUCCAGGGGAAUUACGAAGGGACGUUCAAGUUUUUGAAGAGUUUAACACAAGGGUCUUCACAUGUCUUGACGGUUUUACAAGACCAUAUGGGGCUGAACGAGAACUGGGCUGGAGCUGGGGAAGAUUUCAAGACGCCCCGGGGAAUCAUGAGUUAUUCGUUUGUGGGAAGUGAUGAGACCGUCAUCAGUGUGUGGAAGGUUGCCGGGAAUCUGGGCGGCGAAGAUUACGUCGAUAAAACCAGAGGACCUUUGAAUGAAGGUGGACUGUUUGCUGAGAGACAAGGAUGGCAUCUUCCGGAAUUCGAUGACCGGAAAUGGACAUCUGGUAAACCGACCGAUGGUCUACCACAGGCUGGAGUUGCUUUCUACCGAACUACCUUUGAUUUAAACAUUCCGGAUGGGCUCGACUACCCGCUUUCCCUAGUCAUAUCAAAUUCGACUACCAAUCCGCACUUUAGGUCCAAGCUCUACGUUAACGGCUAUCAAUAUGGAAAAUAUGUCAACCACGUCGGUCCUCAGACUUCGUUCCCCGUUCCGCAUGGAAUCUUAAACUACAAGGGUAAAAAUACGCUUGCUGUGUCUCUAUGGGCGAUGGACGAAGGAGGCGCCCAGUUGGCUUCAUUGGAUUUGAAGCUGACCGCGAAGAUUCAGACUGGUUUUGGUCCUGUUGUGAAUGCUCCGUUGACGGUGUGGACGCCGAGGUUUCGAGCUUUUUAG
Messenger RNA from Marasmius oreades (fairy-ring Marasmius), 2988 nucleotides. RefSeq lists its product as uncharacterized. Gene Ontology annotation, biological process: carbohydrate metabolic process. Gene Ontology annotation, molecular function: beta-galactosidase activity. The record is from RefSeq and is a predicted model, not a curated record. Bases 1 to 2988 code for a protein of 995 amino acids. Gene Ontology annotation, cellular component: vacuole. The transcript has 23 exons. Lineage: Eukaryota; Fungi; Basidiomycota; Agaricomycetes; Agaricales; Marasmiaceae.